AAAUGUAUGCAUACAGAAAUACAAAUUCCAAGUUCCAAUAAAACUACUACCAAACGCUGAAUUGUGAAUUCCCUCUGCUUAUUUUCUCAUUCACAUUCAUACGCUACCUUAUUCUCCCUCAAUUCCAUUCAGGUUCAUUCUCAAUUCCCUUCUUUUUCUUUCUUUCCCCUUUAUCUUCACAUUCCUCAUUUUCUUUCUCAUCUUCAUUCUCAUUCUCAUGCAUUCGUUUCCCAUGAAACCAUCUUCAUCGUUCUCUCCUUAUUAUCCCCUAUCCGACCACUGUUCUUGUCUCUGUCGUCGUUGUUGUUGUUACUGUUACUGUUCUUGUUGUUACUGAAACUGUUUAUAUCCAAAACCCUAAUUUCUGUUAAUUUGGUAUUAUUUAUCUGUCUCGGUUAUUCAUGGAUGCUAGUGCGGGUUUAUCUCUCGGGUUGAAUGCUUCAUCUUCGCCAUCUCAUACAGGUUCAUCAACUGCUUCACUCAGUGAUAGUUCCUUUUCGUUGAAUUUGAAUUCCAAAUCGAACCAAUCUCUGUCAUGGCGUUUACUGCAUGAGAAACAACACAAUGUUGGUGUUGUGAAAAAGCAAGAGCCGGAAGAGGAUGACGAUGAUGGAGUUGUUGAUGGUGAGAAAAGUGAAACUAUUGAUUUUAUGGGUAGGCCUGUGUGUUUGAAGAGGAAAAUUGAGGGGUAUUAUAAGCAAGAGGAGCCGAGUUUAUCGUUGAAGCGUGUCACGGUGGAUUCUAAGGCUUCUGUGAGUUGGGGGAACCAGCCGCUGAGUGUGGCUGAUCCUGAGAUAUUUAUGAUUAUGGAGAAGGAGAAGUUGAGGCAGUUUAAAGGGAUUGAGUUGAUUGCUUCUGAGAAUUUUGUAUGCAGGGCGGUGAUGGAAGCCCUUGGGAGUCAUUUGACUAAUAAAUACUCUGAGGGGAUGCCGGGGGCGAAAUACUAUACUGGGAAUCAGUACAUUGAUCAGCUUGAGUUUCUGUGUUGUGAACGUGCGUUGAAUGCGUUUGGUCUUGAUUCGAAAAAGUGGGGUGUUAAUGUUCAGCCUUAUUCAUGUACUUCUGCAAAUUUUGCUGUUUAUACUGGUCUUUUGAAUCCGGGAGAUAGGAUUAUGGGUUUGGAUUCACCUUCUGGUGGACAUUUGAGUCAUGGGUUUUAUACUCAUGGUGGGAAGAAGGUUUCUGCAGCGUCUAUAUUUUUCGAGACUUUGUCUUAUAAGGUUAAUCCUUUGACGGGGUACAUUGAUUAUGAUAAGCUUGAGGACAAAGCAGCAGAUUAUAGACCUAAGAUUCUUAUCUGUGGGGGAAGUUCUUAUCCUAGAGAAUGGGAUUAUGCAAGGUUUAGGAAGAUUGCUGAUAAAUGUGGAGCUGUUUUGAUGUGUGAUAUGGCGCAUAUUAGUGGCCUUGUUGCUGCUAAGGAAGUUGCUUGUCCAUUUGAUUACUGUGAUAUUGUAACCUCAACUACCCACAAAAGUCUUCGAGGUCCAAGAGGAGGCAUCGUCUUUUACAGAAGAGGAACAAAACCAUCAAAGAAAUGUUUUAUUCUUAAUCACAGGGAUGAUAAUAGCACUUAUGAUUAUGAGGAGAAGAUAAACUUUGCUUUAUAUCCAUCCUUACAAGGAGGUCCCCACAAUAAUCACAUUGCUGCUCUUGCCAUAGCUUUGAAACAAGUUGCAACCCCAGAGUAUAAAGCAUACAUGCAGCAGGUUAAAAGAAAUGCACAGGCAUUAGCAACUGCGUUGUUGAAAAGAAAAUGCAGAUUGGUAACAGAUGGGACUGACAAUCAUCUUUUGCUCUGGGAUAUAAAUGCACUCGGCUUGAUUGACAGAAACUAUGAGAAAGUCUGCGAGGCGUGUCACAUCACUCUUAAUAAGUGUGCCAUCUAUGGUUCUAUUUCUUCUGGAGGAGUGAGAAUUGGCACUCCUGCAAUGACAUCACGAGGCUGUUUAGAGGAGGAUUUUGACACCAUAGCCGAUUUUCUUCUGAGGGCAGCUCAGAUUACCAGCAUUAUACAGAGGGAACAUGGUAAAUCAUGCAAGGAUUUUCUCAAGGGUCUUCAGAAUAAUAAAGAUAUUUUUGACCUCAGAAAUCGGGUUGAGACAUUUGGUUCCCAGUUUGAAAUGCCAGGAUUCAAUAUUUGAUUUCAAAGUUGUAAAGCAGGCACCAUCCAUUCAUGCGUUCCUGAUAUUAUUAGUUUAUUAUGAUAUAGUACUUCCUAGCUUACUGUGUUUUGAAUUGCUUUUCCAUGGUAACUCAUUAGAUUUGAUUUUCCGGUUAUUAUUUAGCGAGAGUACAAAUUAUUCAAGUUCUAUGCAGUUUCCGUUAGUCACAACUUUGAUGGUUACCCUUUUCUUUAUGAAGAAACAUCAGUAAAAUUAAAUAA
Molecule: messenger RNA, 2383 nt
Organism: Vicia villosa (hairy vetch)
Lineage: Eukaryota; Viridiplantae; Streptophyta; Magnoliopsida; Fabales; Fabaceae
Product: serine hydroxymethyltransferase 7-like
Exons: 4
Coding region: 402-2141 (579 amino acids)
Biological process (GO): folic acid metabolic process; L-serine catabolic process; tetrahydrofolate interconversion
Cellular component (GO): cytoplasm
Molecular function (GO): zinc ion binding; serine binding; cobalt ion binding
Source: RefSeq, a predicted model, not a curated record